CGUGGCUGGACGCUGCAAUCUGCAGAGUGGCAGAAUUAUUUUUGUUCAGUGAAGUCCCGUCUUGUCGGCUGCCCCAUACCCGCCGCUGUGCCUGGAUUUUCACUGCCAUCUCAUUUUUUUGGAGUUUGCCUCUUCUUCUUUUUGCAAAAGCAACUUUGACUUGACUGCAAGCGGAGAGAGAAAGGGUUCCUUGGGCCGAUCUAAAAGCACCUCAGGAUGUCACAAUCCUUAAAACUACAAAAGGAACAGCAGCAACGGGACCUUGAGACGCACUUUGAGAGCAGCUAUCACCAAGGCUCCCUGUCAUCUGUUAGCCGCCAGUCUUAUGCUGCUUAUGUGAGCAGCAGCAGCAGCAGCCAUGGGCACAAGAUUUCAAAGAAGGAAAAGAAACUGAGCGCUCUUUCUAAAAAAGAAAAGCGCUCUUACCUGGCGGUGGACAAAGAAGACGAGGUCAUUGGAUACGUUGUGCCAGUCUUCAGAAGCAGUCGUUUGGCUACCCAGGAUCUGAUGGAGACUCAGGAGGAGGUGAAGGAGGAGGGUGUGGGGUAUGUCGUCAUGAGGAACCUGUUCUCCAGGGAGACCGACUUCAAGAUGAGAACUGUGAAGAAGUCCAGAGAGACCAGUUUGAGAGAGUCUGCUGAACGCAUGGACCUGAGCAGGAAGAUGCAUGAGAAAGAACAAUUCCAAAAGAAGAUGAACCCAGACAGUUUGACUCACCCCCCAGAGUUCAUCGUGAAACCACGUGGCCAGACUGUGUGGGAGGGGAAGAGUGUGACACUGCACUGCACGGUGGCUGGAUGGCCAAAACCCCGUGUGGCCUGGUACAAAAACAACGUGUUAAUCGAUGCUAAGGCUCACCCUGAGAAAUACUUCACAGAGAGCCAAUACAACAUGCAUUCUCUGGAAAUCAAGAAUUGUAAUUUUAGCGAUACUGCCGAGUAUCGAAUCUCUGCACUUAACGUGAAGGGAGAAAGCUCUGCGUUUGCCCCUGUCAUUAUUAAAAGAUUCAAAGAAGGAGAAGAGGUGACUGAAAGGCCCCAUGGUUUCAGCCCUGAAUACGGUGUGACCUUCAACACUACCAUCAUUGACAAGUUUGACGUUUCUUUUGGCCGUGAGGGAGAGACCAUGAGCUUGGGCUGUACAGUCAUUGUCUACCCCACUGUGAAGCGCUACCAACCAGAGAUAGUGUGGUACAGAAAUGGUGUCGCCUUGUCACCUUCUAAGUGGGUGCAUAUGCACUGGAGUGGUGAGCGAGCCACUUUGACUCUUGUGCAUCUGAAUAAAGAAGAUGAGGGUCUCUAUACUCUGCGUGUCAACACCAAGUCAGGCUUCGACACCCACUCUGCUUAUGUGUUUGUCAGAGAUGCUGAUGUGGAGGAGGAGGGGGUUCCUGUUGCUCCACUUGAUGUGCGUUGUCAUGACGCCAAUAAAGACUAUGUGGUUGUUACCUGGAAGCAGCCCGCAGUGGAGGGCAGCAGUUCCAUCAUCGGCUACCUCAUUGACAGGUUGGAGGUUGGCACUCAUCACUGGGCCCAGUGUAAUGACACUCCAGUGAAGUAUGCCCGUUUUCCUGUCACUGGGCUUAUUGAGGGCCGCUCCUACACCUUUAGGGUGCGAGCUCUCAACAAUUCUGGUGUGAGCCGCCCGUCCCGGGCCUCUGACCCUGUAGUUGCCAUGGAUCCAUCAGACCGGGCCCGCCUUAGAGCUGGGCCCUCGGCUCCAUGGACUGGAAUGAUCAAAUUCACUGAGGAAGACCCAACAGUGGGGGUGGUUCCUGGUUCACCUACUGACCUGGCUGUCACUGAGGCUACUAAGAGUUAUGUGGUACUGAGCUGGAAGCCACCUGUCCAGAGAGGACAUGAGGGUGUCAUGUAUUAUGUGGAGAAGUGCUUGGUGGGUACAGAUACAUGGCAGAGGGUGAACACCGGGAUGCCAGUGAAAUCCCCCCGCUUUGCCCUGUUCGACCUUGCCGAAGGCAAAUCCUACAGCUUCCGUGUCCGUAGCUGCAACUCUGCCGGAGUUGGAGAGGCGUCGGAAGAAACUGGGGCGACCACUGUGGGAGACAGAUUGGACUUGCCCUCUGUCCCAGGGCCUGUUAUUCCCAUCAGAAACACUGACACAUCUGUUGUGGUGUGCUGGGGGGCGUCUAAGGAGGUUAAGAAUCUGGUGGGCUAUUACAUCGAGGUCAGCGUCAAUGGCAGUGGCGUAUGGGCUCCCUGCAACAACAAGCCAGUCAAAGGCACUAGGUUUGUGUGCCACGGGCUGAACACUGGGGACAAAUGCGUGUUUAGGGUGAAGGCUGUGAACGCUGCAGGAUACAGUGGAAGCAGUGCCGAAUCUGAGGCCUGCAUUGUACGAGCAAGCAUUGCCGUCCCAAGCCCUCCUGUCGGUGUGACCCUGCAGGAGAGGGUCCGUGACUACAUGGUGCUGGGCUGGCAAGCUCCUGCUAAAACUGGUGGGGCAGAUGUUAGAGGUUACUACCUGGAUUACAGAACAGUGAAGGAUGGAGUCGCUAGCAGGUGGCAUGAAAUUAACCUCAAGGCAGUCACUAGUACAUCUUACAAAGUGACUGACCUGAAGGAAAACCUGUUCUACCAGUUCCAGGUGCGUGCAGUCAAUCAGGCUGGUAUUAGUGAAUCCUCCGUACCCACUGUCCCAUUGGAGUGCAAGGAAUGGACUGUGGCUGUUCCAGGUCCUCCUAAUGGCCUCCGUGUCCUGGAGGUGCGCAAAGACUCCAUGGUCCUUCUGUGGGAGCCACCCACAUUCAAUGGUCGCAGUCCUGUGACUGGAUAUUAUGUGGACUACAAGGAAGAGAAUGGCAGAUGGAGAUGUGUCCAAGAGAGAUCCACAAAAAAUACUUACAUGAAGGUAACUGGUCUCCAAGAGGGUGUUUCCUACAAGCUGCGUGUCCAUGCUAAGAAUCUGGCAGGUGUAGGUGGACCCUCAAAGUCAACUGAUGCAAUUUUGGCUGUGACCCGCCCUGGAACCAAUGAGAUUGUUGUGGAUGUGGACGAUGAUGGUGUGAUCUCUCUGAUCUUUGAGUGCGCCGAUCUUAAACAGGACUCUCAGUUUGUGUGGUCCAAAAACUACAAGGCCCUCACUGACACUUCUCGUCUCACCAUUCAGACUUCUGAGGGCAAGUCCAGAGCCAUCUUUAAUGACCCAUCGUUGGAAGACUUGGGCACUUACUCUUGUGUUGUGACCAACGUUGAUGGUGUCUCUGCCAGCUACACGCUCACUGAGGAAGGUCUUAAGCGCUUGUUGGAAAUCAGCCGUGACCACCAGUUCCCCAUAAUUCCCUUCAAAAGUGAAAUGGCCAUUGAGCUGCAGGAGAAGGGUCGUGUGCGUUUCUGGGCCGAAGUUGGCAAGUUCACUUCUAAUUGCCAAGUGGAAUAUGUCUUCAAUGAUAAUAUCAUUCAUGAAGGAAAGAAGUACACAAUGAACUUUAACAAAAGUACUGGCAUUAUUGAGAUGUUCAUGGACUUACUGGAGGUUACUGAUGAAGGAACCUUCACAUUCAACCUUGUUGAUGGCAAAGCAACUGGUCGCACCAGCUUAGUGCUUAUUGGAGAAGAGUUUGCUGAGCUUCAGAAGAAGUCUGAGUUUGAGAGAGCAGAAUGGGUCAGAAGACAAGGUCCUCACUUCGUGGAGUAUCUCAGUUUCGAGGUCACUGCAGAAUGUGACGUGCAUCUGAAAUGCAAGGUUGGAAACAUCAAACCUGCCACUGAGAUUGCCUGGUUUAAGGAUGGAAUUGAGAUUGAAGAGGAAGAUGAGGAUGCUAAGAAGAUCGGAAAAUCUGAUGACGUCUUGAUCUUUGACAUUGGCAAGCUUGUUAUUAAGAGCGAAAAGGCAGAGAAAACCUGCAAAAAGAAACCUGCAGCCGAAGAAAGUCCAAGCAAGCCAAAAAUUUCAAAGAAGGAUGCAGGAAUAUAUGAGGUUGAUCUGAAGGAUGAAAGAGGAAAGGACAAAACUUUGCUGAACCUGACAGAUGCAGGUUAUCAAGCAGUCCUGAAUGAAGUAUUUAGAGUUAUUGCCAAUUCUUCAACCGAGCUCAAGGUUAUGAGCACAGAACAUGGAAUCAUUCUCUACUCGUUCGUUGUGCACUAUAUUGAAGAUCUCCGUGUUGGCUGGCUUCACAAAGAAUCAAAGAUCUCCCACUCAGACAGAGUGCAGUGUGGAGUCACCGGAGAACAGCUGUGGCUCAAAAUUAACGAGCCCACCGAGAAGGAUAAGGGCAAAUAUGCUAUUGAUAUCUUCGAUGGCAAAGGCAGCGUCAAGAGAGUUCUUGACCUGUCAGGACAAGUAUGGGAGGAAGCAUUUGAAGAAUUCAAGAGGCUGAAGGCGGCGGCCAUAGCAGAGAGAAACCGUGCCCGUGUGGUGGGCGGCCUGCCUGAUGUAGUCACCAUUCAAGAGGGCAAGUCCCUCAACCUCACUGGCAACGUAUGGGGUGAUCCUGUUCCCGAGGUCAGCUGGGUGAAGAACGACAAACCGCUGUUGCCUGACGAUCACUAUACGCUGAAGUUUGAGCACGGCAAGUUUGCCAGCAUCACCAUUGCUGCUGUUACAACCGUCGAUUCGGGCAAAUACGCCCUGCUGGUGAAGAACAAGUAUGGCACAGAGGCGGCAGAGUUCACCGUCAGUGUCUACAUCCCAGAGGAUGAAGCAGAGAAGAAGGAGUAAAGACACGCACAGAGGGAAAGAGGAGGGGUUUAACAGAUGACCAGUAUACCUUCCAAAGCAUUUUAAUUCAAAGCAUGCCCACCCACAGUGCAAUAUUGUAUGGUUUUCUCUUAAACAAACAUGCUGGUGAUUAAAAAAUUUUUUUCCCAAAUAAUGUGAGAAAUAUCCACCUUUUUCUUUUCUUAAGAAUGAGCGAGGCAAUUUUUACAUUUUAUGGGUCUGGCUUCUGGUCUUAUUCACGUACAGCUACUUUCUUCUGUACAAAACAGCUUGUUUUGCUGCUUGAUAUUGCAAACUGGUGUGUCUUACCAUAUUAUUUUAAUGUAUUAACUUAAUUUUGAGCACACUGGUUUGUAGUGCAAACAGUUUUACAGUUUACUGCAUAAAUAACGUUGUUAUUCUUCCUGUAGCGAAUGAACUGGAAGUCUCACCCCAUAGGCUUACUUCCACGUUGAAGAAAAAGGUGGAUGUACUGGGCUUCUAGGCAUUUCACACUGUAUGCGAUAGUUCAUCCAAAGAUUAAAAUUCUGUUAUCAUUUAAUCAACCUAAACCUGUUGAACACAAAAGAAGAUAUUUGAAAAAAUUUUGGUAACCAGUUGAUGGUAGCUACUGACUUCUACAGUAUUUUUAGUAUCAUAGUUUUAGUAUCAUAAUUUGUACAGUUGAGGUCAAAAGAUUACAUUCCCCUUUCAGAAUCAUUAAAAAAUGUUAAUUAUUAAUUAUUAAUUGUUAAUGUUAAUUAGAGGGGGCAUACAAAAUGCAUGUUAUUGUUAAUUUAGUACUGACCUAAAUAAGAUAUUUCACAUAAAAGAUGUUAACAUAUAGUCCACAAGAGAAAAUAAUAGCUGAAUUUAUAAAAAAAAUAACCUGGUCUAAAAGUUUACAUCCCCUUGAUUGUUAAUACUGUGCUCAUACCUCAGUGAUCCACAGCUGUGUGUUUUUUGUUUAGUUCAUGAGUCCUUUGUUUGUCCCGAACAGUUAAACUGCCCGCUGUUCUUCAGAAAACUCCUUCAGGUCCCAGAAAUGUUAGCUUGGGUUAGCAGUUCCAGAAGGAAAAAAACAUGCAUAAAGAGCUAGGGGUGAAAACUUUUGAGCAGAGUGGAGAUGUGUACAUUUUUCCUUAAUGCAUCAUGUUCCGUUCUGGAGCACCAGUGAGCAUUUGAACCUUCUGUAAUAGUUGCAUAUGAGUCCCUCAGUUGUCCUCAGUGUGAAAAGAUGGAUCUCAAAAUCAUACAGUCAUUGUUGGAAAGGGUUCAAAUACACUAAAAUGCUGGAAAGCCAAAGAAUUUGUGGGAACUGAAGGAUUUUUUUGAAUAACAGUGAACAGUUUACUACUAUCACUAAACGAAAAACAGCUGUGGAUCAUUCAGGUAACUACACAGCAGUAAGAUUAAAAGGGAUGUAAACUUUUGAUCCGGGUAAUUUUUUUUUGGAAAUUCAGCUAUUAUUUUCUCUUGUGUACUGUAUGUAAACAAAUUUUAUGUGAAAUAUCUUAUUAAGGUCAGUACUAAAUAAACAAUAACAUGCAUUUUCUAUGAUCCCUCUUAUUUUGGUAAAAUAAUUAACAUUUGUAAUAAUUCUGAAAGGAGGAUGCAAACUUUUUACCUCAAAUGUAUGGGCUGGAGUUGAUUACUAGCAUUCUUUAUCUUUAUUCUUCAUCUUUUUUGGCCUCACAGAACAGAAAAACUCAUAGAGGUUUGGAACAACUUAAGUUGAGUUAAGUCUAGCUCUGAUGCAUUCAUUUAAAAUUUGGGAAGAGAGGUUAUGAAGCCCUGCUGCCAUUCUGGCAUCAAAAGCAUACAGUUUGAUUUACUAACCAGUGUGAACUGUAUGGAAAAGUAAACAUUGAGAUGUUAACCUUGAGGUGUUAAAGUUUGCACAGCCCAUUUAGCAACUUAAGAUACAUGCAUCUCAUUGCUUUAUGUAACUGCAGUGUACCUGCAAGUAAUAAAGACACUUGGGUAAGACAAUAUUAACAUGUUUUGAAUUAAAAAGCUUUGGGUGUUGCUUUAUUUCUAAGCAUAAACUGGAACAUAGUGCAAAAUCAGCAUGUAUCAUGACUGUUGUCUUAUUUUAAUUCAAAACGUUUGUGUAGUUUUCAGUGUCAAUUUACUGCUUUGUGAAGAAAAAAAAAUCCCAUUUAACAGCAGACAACAAAACGUUAAAGGUUACCAAACCAAUAGUGUGAUUCGGUAAAUCCUUCAUCAAAUAUAUUUCUGGAUAAUCUCA
Molecule: messenger RNA, 6910 nt
Organism: Labeo rohita (rohu)
Lineage: Eukaryota; Metazoa; Chordata; Actinopteri; Cypriniformes; Cyprinidae
Gene: myom1a
Product: myomesin 1a (skelemin)
Exons: 38
Coding region: 217-4680 (1487 amino acids)
Molecular function (GO): protein binding
Source: RefSeq, a predicted model, not a curated record